Molecule: messenger RNA, 3124 nt
Organism: Drosophila elegans
Lineage: Eukaryota; Metazoa; Arthropoda; Insecta; Diptera; Drosophilidae
Product: 116 kDa U5 small nuclear ribonucleoprotein component
Exons: 7
Coding region: 127-3054 (975 amino acids)
Biological process (GO): mRNA splicing, via spliceosome
Cellular component (GO): cytosol; U4/U6 x U5 tri-snRNP complex; U2-type catalytic step 2 spliceosome
Molecular function (GO): GTPase activity; GTP binding; translation elongation factor activity
Source: RefSeq, a predicted model, not a curated record
GAAGAACAGCGUGUUUUCAAUCCGCGUUUUUGUGUAAAAAUUGUAAAAUCUUCAUUUAUUCGCUAUUUUUAAUCGUCUUUAACAAGAUUAUAGUAAUUAGAAGGUGUUUCAACCUUUGACAUUAUAAUGGAUUCCGAUUUGUACGAUGAGUUCGGCAACUAUAUUGGCCCCGAUUUAGACAGCGAUGAAGAUGAUGACCAAAGUAUCUAUGGCCAACCCGAUGUCCAGGAUGAUCCUGAGGACCCCAUGGAUGAGGACGAAGCGGAGCCGCAGGAGGACGAGGACAAGGAGGUGACCGCCGUGGUGCUGCACGAGGACAAACGCUAUUAUCCCUCAGCCGUUGAGGUUUACGGGCCGGAUGUGGAGACCAUUGUCCAGGAGGAGGACGCCCAGCCGCUGGACAAGCCGCUCAUCGAGCCGGUAAAGAAGCUCAAGUUCCAGAUCAAGGAACAGGACAUGCAGGAGACCACCUACGACAUGGAGUUCAUGGCCGAUCUGAUGGACACACCGCCGCUGAUCCGCAACGUGGCCUUGGUUGGCCACCUGCACCACGGCAAGACCACCUUCGUCGACUGCCUCAUCCGGCAGACGCAUCCGCAGUUCGAGAACAUGGAGGAGCGCCAGCUGCGCUACACGGACACUCUGUUCACGGAGCAGGAGCGCGGCUGCAGCAUCAAGGCCACGCCGGUGACUUUGGUCCUGCAGGAUGUCAAGCAAAAGAGUUAUCUGCUCAACAUCUUCGACACCCCGGGCCAUGUUAACUUCUCGGACGAGGCCACCGCCGCCAUGCGAAUGUGCGACGGUGUGGUUCUGUUCAUUGAUGCCGCCGAGGGCGUCAUGCUGAACACGGAGCGGCUGCUCAAACACGCGGUGCAAGAGCGCCAGGCCAUCACCGUGUGCAUCAACAAGAUUGAUCGGCUCAUUCUGGAGCUGAAGCUGCCGCCCCAGGAUGCCUACUUCAAGCUGAAACACAUUGUGGAGGAGGUCAAUGGGUUGCUGAGCACCUAUGGCGCUGCAGAUGAUAAUCUGUUAGUUUCGCCUAUUCUGGGCAACGUAUGCUUUGCCAGUUCUUUGUACGGCUUCUGUUUCACCCUGAAAUCCUUUGCCAAGCUCUAUGCGGACACAUAUGAAGGAGUGGCGUACCUGGACUUUGCCAAACGCCUCUGGGGCGACAUGUACUUCAAUAGCAAAACGCGUAAGUUCUCCAAGAAGCAGCCGCAUAACUCGGCACAGCGCAGCUUUGUGGAGUUCAUCCUGGAGCCCAUGUACAAGCUGAUUGCGCAGGUGGUGGGCGAUGUGGACACCACCUUGUCGGACACCUUGGCCGAGCUGAACGUUCGCGUUUCCAAGGAGGAGAUGAAGUCCAAUAUACGACCCCUGCUGCGCCUCGUGUGCAAUCGUUUCAUGGGCGAUUGCAGCGGUUUUGUGGACAUGUGCGUGGAGCACAUCAAAUCACCCCUGGAAAACGCAAAACGAAAGGUGGAUCAUAUUUACACUGGACCAAAAGAGGGUGACAUCUAUCGGGAUAUGAUAUCGUGCAAUCAGUAUGGCACCCUAAUGGUACACAGCUCCAAGAUGUAUCCCAACGAUGACUGCACCUUCUUUCAAGUGCUGGCUAGGAUUGUAUCUGGUACUUUGCAUGCUGGUCAGGAGGUGCGUGUCCUUGGCGAGAACUACACGCUGCAGGAUGAAGAGGACUCUCGCAUACUGCAAGUGGGUCGCCUGUGGGUCUUCGAGUCUCGCUACAAAGUGGAGCUAAAUCGAGUUCCCGCAGGAAAUUGGGUGCUCAUUGAAGGCAUCGAUCAGUGCAUUGUCAAGACCUCCACCAUUGUGGAUAUUAAUGUCCCAGAGGACCUUUACAUAUUCCGGCCACUCAAGUUCAACACCCAGAGCAUUAUUAAGAUUGCCGUGGAGCCUGUGAAUCCCUCCGAGCUGCCCAAAAUGCUGGAUGGUCUGCGCAAGGUGAACAAGUCGUAUCCACUGCUCUCCACGCGCGUAGAGGAGUCGGGUGAACAUGUCAUCUUGGGCACUGGCGAACUGUACUUGGACUGUGUGAUGCACGACCUGCGUAAGAUGUACUCGGAGAUUGACAUUAAAGUGGCGGAUCCUGUGGUCGCUUUCUGCGAAACAGUUGUCGAAACAAGUUCUCUGAAAUGUUUUGCCGAAACCCCAAACAAAAAGAACAAAAUAACCAUGAUAUCGGAGCCACUGGAGAAGGGCUUGGCCGAGGACAUUGAAAACGGAACUGUUUGCAUAAACUGGAACAAGAAGCGUAUCGGAGAGUUCUUCCAGGUCAACUACGAUUGGGAUUUGCUGGCGGCGCGUUCCAUUUGGGCCUUUGGUCCCGACUCAACGGGUCCGAACAUCCUGGUGGACGACACCCUGCCCUCGGAAGUGGACAAGAACCUGUUGACGGCCGUGAAGGAUUCGAUUGUGCAGGGCUUUCAGUGGGGCACACGGGAAGGUCCACUGUGCGAGGAGCCCAUUCGGAAUGUCAAGUUCAAGAUACUCGAUGGAGUUAUUGCCAAUGAGGCGUUGCAUCGCGGUGGCGGCCAGAUUAUUCCCACAGCCCGAAGAGUGGCCUACUCUGCAUUUCUGAUGGCCACGCCGCGUUUGAUGGAACCCUAUCUGUUUGUGGAGGUCCAGGCGCCUGCCGAUUGCGUUUCCGCAGUUUACACUGUGCUGGCCAGACGCAGAGGACAUGUAACGCAAGAUGCCCCCGUUUCCGGUUCCCCCAUCUACACGAUCAAAGCCUUUAUACCCGCCAUUGAUUCCUUUGGAUUUGAGACAGAUCUGCGCACGCACACUCAGGGUCAAGCCUUCUGUUUGUCGGUCUUCCAUCACUGGCAAAUCGUGCCUGGCGAUCCCCUGGACAAGAGCAUAAUUAUACGGCCGCUGGAGCCGCAGCAGGCGUCGCAUUUGGCGCGAGAGUUUAUGAUCAAGACGCGUCGCCGAAAGGGACUUUCCGAGGAUGUGUCCAUCAACAAAUUCUUCGACGAUCCCAUGUUGCUGGAAUUGGCGCGCCAGGAUGUGCUGGUCAACUAUCCCCUUUAGGCUUCAGAAUUCUUCAGUUAACCCAAUAAAACUCUUAGACAUACUUUUGGAAUUUCAAUUUCAUACUUUA